Molecule: messenger RNA, 2166 nt
Organism: Oldenlandia corymbosa var. corymbosa
Lineage: Eukaryota; Viridiplantae; Streptophyta; Magnoliopsida; Gentianales; Rubiaceae
Source: the annotation of a GenBank genome assembly
AUUGUAUCACCGCUUGAAAAGCUCUGUUAUUAUCAACAGUCAAACCACACUUCUUCUUCUUCCUCUUUCUUAUUACAACAACUCCCAAGUAUAUUUGCUUCUUUCUCCUUCCACAAUCCUAUCCAAUCUUAGCCGUUAAUUUUCAGGUACAUCUUCUUCUCUAGCCUAGCUUUUUCUAAUUUUUCAUGUUUUUCGCUGUGAUAGUUUAUCGGUUAUCAUCUCUAGUCUCCAAGGUUAGCGAUUUUUGUUUCCUGUUCAUCGUUGCUGCUGAUUCGAAUAUGGAUCAGUUCUUUUGGGGGAAGUUUUUUUGUGGGUGGUUCGCGAUUAUAUUCUGUUUUUUACCCCCAAAAAUUAGUUUUUUUUUUCAUGUAAAGAUUUUUUUUUUUUCUUUUUUCUGAUUUCAGUUUAGGGUUUGAAUUAGGUUAUGGGGGUAUAACUGGGUCUCAAUUGAAUUAGGUUUCUUUGUUGUGGUAUAAUAGUGUUAUCCGUUUGUUUUUACUACUGGUUCUGCUGUAAAAUUGGGAUAUUGGUUGGGAUUUAUGUGUAAUUGCUAACGUAUGGGAGUUCAUUGCGGUGAUGAAAAGCUGAUAUUACCAUGGCGUUGUUAUUUAGUUCUUCUGGUCCAAAUCUGAAUGUUUAAUGGGUUAACCACCGGAAAUUGGUUGAUCUACUGUUUUUGCUGUGUCCGAAGAGAUGGGAUUUGUUUUUGAUAGGUUGCUGGUGUUGUGUUUUUGCCAUUUGAAUGUGUGAAUUGUUGGCUUUGCUGCUUGGUUAUUGACAAGCGCAUCCCUUGUGAUGAUGAAGCUUGGUAUGUGUUUAGUCAUGAUCAUCCUAAUGCCAUGAGGAGUCUCCUCACGUGUCGGUUACUUUCUUCAUAUCAUGACUAACAUCACAAGAUUAUUUUCCUUUUCCUGCUUUGUGAUAUAGCUUGAGUUUGUUUUUCUGGAACUUACUUGAUUGGUUUAUUAUAACCGUGAAACGUCUUUUGUGUGUGUAUGAGCUUAAUUUGAGUUUGUCCCUCUACAUGCGUGUACAUGAGAUUUGGUAUGCUGACUGACUAUGUGUUCUUGUUUCACUUCUCGAAAUUAGGCCUUGUAUUAUGUCUGCUGAACCUGAAACCUAAUUUGAUUAAGUUUUUUAAGUACUUAUCUUCCUAUGUGAAACAAAUCUUUGAAUUAUCGAUGUCACAUGUUACUAUUUGAAUUCAGUCGCUUCUAUCAUACCUAAAAUAAAUAUCUUUUGAUACAAAAUCGGGUUGAAUUUUAUUUCUGAUUAUGUAAGUGAAAGCUUUCUGUUCACAAUGAUGAUGAUUGCUAAUUUGGUUGCUGUUAUGAUUGGGCUAAGCAAGCAUGUGUACCCUGUGAAAUGAAUUGAGGGUCAUAUACGCUGAGUGUCUCUUUACCUUGUUGUCAAUUAGAUUUCUGCUGUAGAAUUUUGGUUUGAGUCAAAGACCAUUUGGGUGCCUUGAAAGUUGAAACUGUCCCCACAACUUGCUUGUGUUUUGGAAUCAGAACUGAUGGACUGGUAUUUUGUGCAGGAUAAAAGAAGAAAAGCCUAUCUAGAGAAUGGGGAAGAGAAAGUCGAGGGCAAAGCCCCCACCUAAGAAGAGAAUGGACAAACUUGAUACAGUUUUCAGCUGUCCAUUUUGCAACCAUGGCACAAGUGUGGAAUGUCGCAUCGACAUGAAGAACUUGAUUGGUGAAGCUAUAUGCAGGAUAUGCCAAGAGAGCUUUAGCACCUCUAUAACUGCUUUAACUGAACCAAUUGACGUUUACAGUGAAUGGAUUGAUGAAUGCGAACGAGUAAAUAACCCUGAAGAUGAAGGUGCGUAGGGUGAUCGAUGAUUAUGCUGUUUCAAAUACGCAGCGUGGUCAAUUUGUAAUAGUAAUAGAAAGUUUUAAGGGCUCAGUGCAAGCAAUCCUUUUUUAACUAAUGAAACCGGAUGCUGUCUACUAGUGUGUUUGUGUAUAGUACCAUAUGUUAUUGUAAGUUUGUCAUGGCAGAAUACAUUUGUCUCCUAAAUAAUUUGUUGUGUUUUGUUAGUACUGAUAUAUGUUAUGGUUAACCACUUUAAAUUGGUACUUCUCUGCGUAGUAAUCAUUUUCUUACUGAAGAAUCUUAUAAAAGUUUAAAGGAGAAUCAUUUUUCUGAUAUGAAGAACUUGGC